AUGUGUGGAUUGCGGUCUUCUGUAUUGCGCGGCGAUUGGGGUGUACGUACAGCUCAGCUCGACGGCAGCCACAGCCGCAGCACCACCACCCAGCAAUUCAACUUGCAGCAGCGAACACGAAACCAGCAGCAACAGCAGCAACAACAGCAGCAGCAGCAGCAGCAGCAACAGCAGCAACAGCAGCAACAGCAGCAGGAAGAACAAUACCAGGACCAAGAGGAGCAGCAACAGCAGUAUAGAUUUCUCCCCCCCCAGCAGCAGCAGCAGCAGCAGCAGCAGCAGCAGCAGCAGCAGCAGCAACUAUAA
Molecule: messenger RNA, 306 nt
Organism: Eimeria mitis
Lineage: Eukaryota; Apicomplexa; Conoidasida; Eucoccidiorida; Eimeriidae
Exons: 3
Coding region: 1-306 (101 amino acids)
Source: RefSeq, a predicted model, not a curated record